AUGAGCAGCAGAACCACAGUGAGCACAGCCGUGAAGAUCGCCACGCUGGUGGUGGUGGUGGCGAAGUUCUCCGCAGACCUCGAAGUGGAGGAGCAGCCGAGCCACGUGACAGGCAACGAGGAGACAGAGCGAGGCCUCGUGGCGAGGCUCACUGAGGAGGAGGAUUUGACGAGGACGAUGAUGGCGGAGCUGCGGGGAUCGUCGUCGUUGUUGGUGCCCGUGGGGCUCUGUGUCGCGUGCUGUGUCGGUCUCGUCGCCUGUGCCGGUGUAGAGACCGACGCCACGGCCCCCUCCGCGCCCCCACAGAACAUCACGUGCGUGGCCCUCAACUCCAGCAGCCUGCUGGUCAGCUGGGAGCCGCCACCCGCUCACGGCCAGCAAGACGGCGGCGGCGGCGGCGUCACGGGGUACACGGUGGCCUACAGGGAGCUGCCCAGCCAAGGCGUGGCGCACGCAGCAGACGCAGACGACGGCUCGGGGGAUGGGGACGACGACGACGACGAAGAAGAAGGGGACGAUGACCAAGGGGAUGACGAUGACCAAGGGGACCACCAAGGGGACCACCAAGGGGACUACGACCAAGGGGACCACCACCAAGGGGACGAGGAAGGGGACGGCUCGGGAAGGCGGCCGAGCCGGGGGGGCGGCUGGCGCCGGACGCCGCGUCAGCCCGCGUACCGGAGGAGCGUGACGCUGCACGGGCUGACCAGGUGGGCCCCCUACGAGGUGACGGUGCGGGCCUACACGGGGGCCAGCCCGGGGCCCUCGUCGCCGCCCGUCCAGGCUCGCACGCGCGACGAUGCCACCACCACCACUACCACCUCCCGCUCCUCCCCACCCUCGUCCGGGGUGUCUACGGGAGACAAGGCGACGCUCCCCUCCAGCGGCAGUAGCAGCGCCUCCAUCAGCUUCCUGUCGGUCAUAACGGUGCUGGCGAUCCUCCCCUUCCUGAUGUGCACCGUGUGGGGCAGAGAGAGCGCCGGCAAGCGUCCCGAGCCAUUUGGCUGCUGCUCUUUAUUUGCCACCCGAUGA
Petromyzon marinus (sea lamprey) is the source of this 1032-nucleotide messenger RNA. The record is from RefSeq and is a predicted model, not a curated record. NCBI's taxonomy places the organism in Eukaryota, Metazoa, Chordata, Hyperoartia, Petromyzontiformes, Petromyzontidae.